AUGUUAACAGGUUCCUCCCCUUCUGAUUGCAAAGAGAUGCCACAUCCUCCCAUAAAGCAUGUGAGGAAGGAUUUGCCGAUUCCAUCCCUCUUUCCAUUUUUAUACUUCAUGCAUCGAGCGUUGGCACAAUCGGUAGUAAGUACUUCUAGAGGCAUCGGACUGAUUAUUGGUCCAGCGAUUGGAGGUUUUUUGGCACAGCCCGCAGAUAAGUUUCCACAUAAAUUUUCUAAAGACUCACUAUUCGGGAGGUAUCCAUACUUGUUACCCUGCCUUACCAUAUCAAUCUUCUCAGGCUGUGUGUUUUUUGUUUGCUUCUGGCUUCCAGAAACUUUGCAUAGGCAUCCGAAUGAAAAUCAGUCGAAUGCACUUGAAGCUCCUUCACAUGGAUCUGAUGUGGAGGAAGCAAUCCAAGAAACUGAACAGAUAGAGUCAUCAAGUUCUGAUGUGAGUCUUUGGAAGAACUGGCCCUUGAUGUCACUCAUCCUUAUAUAUUGUGUUUUCUCACUUCAUGAGAUGGCUUACUCGGAGAUAUUCUCACUAUGGGCUGUCAGUGAUAAGAAAUAUGGAGGAUUGAGCUUUAAAUCUCAGGCAGUUGGUCGAGUUCUUGCAAUCUCAGGUAUUGGCCUUAUGGUAUUUCAAUUUUUCAUAUUUCCACCUGUUGAUAGGAGACUUGGACCGAUAUGGGUCACUCGUAUUUCAGCGAUUUUAUCAAUUGCAUUGACACAAAGUUUCCCAUUUAUGGCUCGGUUAUCGGGAUUCAGGCUUCAUUUUAUAUUAAAUGUUGUAUGCAUUUUCAAGAAUGCCCUGUCUGUCUCCACUAUCACGGGAUUAUUCAUUCUCCAGAAUGCUGCUGUUCCCCAAAAUCAAAGAGCAGCAGAAAAUGGCAUUUCAAUGACUUUAAUGUCACUUUUCAAAGCAUUUGGUCCAGCAGGGGGAGGUGCCCUGUUUUCAUUGGCCCAAAAGCGUCUGGAUGCUUCCUUUCUCCCAGGUGACCAUUUGGUUUUCACCACCUUAAAUGUAAUUACUUUUAUUGGGUUCCUGAUGACAUGGAGGCCAUUCCUUCCUCCACCCAGUGACUGGAAAAUAUUUAGAGGAAGAGUUCCAAAUGUAUGAUUAUUGUACUUGAAUUGAUCAGACAAAAAGCAGAAAAAUCUUAUUGCUCACAGGAUUUAGAUUUUUGGUAGUUCUAUUGUGAUAUCAGUAUGAGUUGAACUCAUCCUCAAGAAGGCAAUGUUUUGUUAUCCAGUAAUCUACUCUCUCUCUUUCCCUCUCCC
Macadamia integrifolia is the source of this 1274-nucleotide messenger RNA. RefSeq names its product probable peptide/nitrate transporter At3g43790. The coding region runs from base 1 to 1113 and encodes 370 amino acids. The record is from RefSeq and is a predicted model, not a curated record. Lineage: Eukaryota; Viridiplantae; Streptophyta; Magnoliopsida; Proteales; Proteaceae. Gene Ontology annotation, molecular function: transmembrane transporter activity. The transcript has 14 exons. Gene Ontology annotation, biological process: transmembrane transport.